This is a messenger RNA of Gryllus bimaculatus (two-spotted cricket), 1044 nucleotides long. NCBI's taxonomy places the organism in Eukaryota, Metazoa, Arthropoda, Insecta, Orthoptera, Gryllidae. The record is from the annotation of a GenBank genome assembly.
AUGCAAACUGGCCGGCGCUAUGGACAAGGUGGAGGUGUACGGAAUCUGACGGUGUCGGUGGUGAAGGAGAGAGCUGGCAACUUCCACAUCCACCUUCCGCCUGGUGCACACACGACGGCCUCUCGCUACCUUGCUUUCACACCUUUAAACUUAACUUACCCUUUAUGGUUCUCACUUGUACUUCUCAAAGAGAUGACGCAAUGCAUUAUUAUUUUAAAAUUCUUCUUAGAUGUUGGGGAACAGGACCAAUAUAAAUUUGUGUAUGACACUUUGGAGGAACACGUUGUGUGCGGCAAUUCAUGGUUUCCUGUCAAAGAGCUUUCCACGCGCCUCAAGCAGAAGUCUAUGAAGUGCCCAAUGUCAAAGCUCAAUGAAUAUCAGAAAGAAUACCAGCAAAUUUGCAAACAAACCCCACGCUUCACAAUUGGAGAUUGCGCAGGAGGUCACAGAGGAGACAAUCGGGAAAAGAACCGUGAUGUACUCAUAGUUCCACCUGACAAUUUUCGUCCAUACUUGACAUCAUUUCAAGGCAACAACUUCACUGACUACAUUAAUGCUGUUUUUGUAGACGGAUAUACUAAGCCAAGAGAAUAUAUUGUAACAGAGUGGCCUUUGAAAAAUACACAAGGAGAAUUUUGGUCUUUGGUAUAUGAUUAUGAUGCUGCAGCUGUUGUAGUAUUGUGUGUUCCUCCAGCAAAUUCUCCCAAUUAUCUUCCAUUUUGGCCAGAAGGACGACAUUCAAAGAAAUAUGGGCCUGUUUUUACAAUUGACCACAUUUCUCAUAAUCAUUAUACCAACAUAAAGACAUGGAUAUUUAGAAUAAACAAAAAGAUUGUGUCACUGACAGAACUGAUGGCAGGUGUGAAGGCUCCUCCAAAGACAGUACAAUUGUUCCAACUGACCUGUUGGCCCAUGGGUCACAAAGUGCCCACGUCUACCAACUCUCUUGUUGAGUUAAUGAAUAUGGUGGAACGCUGGAGGCAAAGGACUGACUAUGGCCCUGUUGUUGUUGUCUCUCCAGUGUUAUGUUUCUUGAGCAGAUAA